Messenger RNA from Closterium sp. Naga37s-1, 338 nucleotides. The record is from the annotation of a GenBank genome assembly. NCBI's taxonomy places the organism in Eukaryota, Viridiplantae, Streptophyta, Zygnematophyceae, Desmidiales, Closteriaceae.
GCCAAACCGUCUACGAGUGGGACCAGACAGUUGACGAGAUAGAGAUUUUCGUUCCGCUGCCCGAAGGAGUGCCCGCAAAACUUUUCACAUGCCAAAUAUCGCAACGGCACGUCACGGUCGGCAUCAAGGGCAACCCGCCUUACUUGGACCACGACCUAGCCGGGACUGUGAAGUUGGAAGACAGCUUCUGGACCAUAGAGGGCACUGAGCUUCACAUCUCAUUGCAAAAGGCCGAGAGGGGCAAGCCGUGGCCAGGCGCCAUUAAAGGGCACACUUUGGAUGCUUUCUCUACGGACCAGGAGUCGAGACGGCUCUUGCUGGAACGGUUUCAGAUAGAG